UGUCUCUCCAGAUUUGCAAUGAUAAGCAUGUUGGCUGGAAAUGGCUCCUUGGUGACUGAGUUUGUUCUUGCUGGGUUGACAGAUCAUCCAGAGCUCCAGCUGCCCCUCUUUUAUCUGUUUCUAAUGAUCUAUAUUGUUACAGUAGUGGGAAACUUUGGCUUGGUCACCCUGAUUAGCCUCAAUCCUCACCUGCACACCCCCAUGUACUAUUUUCUCUUCAAACUCUCCUUCAUUGAUCUCUGCUACUCUUUUGUCUUCAGUCCAAAAAUGCUGAUGAACUUUGUCUCUAAGAAGAAUAACAUCUCUUAUGCUGGGUGCAUGACUCAGCUGUUUUUCCUUCUCUUUUUUGUCAUCUCUGAAGGCUACAUGUUGAUAAUGGCCUAUGAUCGAUAUGUGGCCAUAUGUAAUCCAUUGCUGUAUAAUGUUACCAUGUCCCCUCAGGUAUGUUCUGUGUUAUCUUCUGCUUCUUAUGGUAUGGCAUUUGCUGAAGCCUCUGCCCACACAGGGUGCAUGCUCAGACUGACCUUUUGCAAUGACAAUGUCAUCAAUCAUUACUUGUGUGACAUUCUGCCCCUCCUCCAACUUUCUUGCACCAGCACCUUUGUCAACAAGGUUGUAGUUCUCAUAGUUGUGGGUAUUAACAUCACAGUCCCCAGCUUUACCAUCCUCAUUUCCUAUGUUUUGAUUCUUGCCAACAUUCUCAAUAUCAAAUCCACACAAGGAAAAUCAAAAGCCUUCAGUACCAGUAGUUCUCAUGUCAUGGCCAUUUCUUUGUUUUUCGGAUCAGGAGCAUUCAUGUACCUCAAUCGUUCUGAAUCUAUGGAGCAGGGAAAAGUUUCUUCAGUUUUCUACACUAAUAUGGUUCCCAUGCUCAACCCUCUGAUCUACAGCUUGAGGAACAAGGAUGUCAAAAUAGCAUUGAAGAAAGUUGUGAUAAAAGUUCAUAGCAGAUUCAUAUCCUAA
This is a messenger RNA of Cricetulus griseus (Chinese hamster), 963 nucleotides long. NCBI's taxonomy places the organism in Eukaryota, Metazoa, Chordata, Mammalia, Rodentia, Cricetidae. The record is from RefSeq and is a predicted model, not a curated record.